Molecule: messenger RNA, 7267 nt
Organism: Microplitis mediator
Lineage: Eukaryota; Metazoa; Arthropoda; Insecta; Hymenoptera; Braconidae
Product: CUGBP Elav-like family member 2
Exons: 16
Coding region: 507-2864 (785 amino acids)
Biological process (GO): mRNA splice site recognition; regulation of alternative mRNA splicing, via spliceosome
Cellular component (GO): ribonucleoprotein complex; nucleus; cytoplasm
Molecular function (GO): mRNA 3'-UTR binding
Source: RefSeq, a predicted model, not a curated record
UUUUUCUCUUCAUCGCGGUCGAGCCUCGAUCGUCGUCGUCGUCGUCAAACUUGUAGUAGUCGUCAUCGUCCUCGUCUCUCUACGUUUGUUCUACUCUAGAUUAUUAAUAAAUAGUAUUAUUUAUGUUUUUGCUAAUUAUCAUUUUACAAUUUAACCUUUAACACAUUAAGUGAUGUACCGAGUAUUAUUUUAUAUUUUGUGGUGAAUUUAAAUUGGGUGUUGUGUUCGAAGGAUUUACAACAUAAAUUAUUUUAAAAAUAUUUAAAAUGACUUUUGGUGCAAUGGAUGAUUCCUAAUAGAUCAAAUAAAAUCGUCUAAAAAAAAAAACAAUUUUUUUGCUAUUAGCAGAUAAUGUAAGUAUUUAAAAAAAAAAAAACAGUUGAAAAAAUGGAAAGAGAUUGACUAAAAAAAAUUUCCAUAGGGUUUGUAAUUGAAAAAAAAAAUUUUCAGACUAACUGGAGUGUGUAUGUGUGUAAAUUUAAAAAAUUAAAAAAAAAAAUUUUAAAAUGCUUCAAUCGCUGAACGCACUGGCGGGCAAAAUAUCGCCGGGCUCGCCACCGUCGAUGGACACGAAUGCUAACAAAAUUCACGUGCAAAAUAAUAAUAACAAUAAUAAUAAUGAUAAUAAUAAUAAAAAUAACUAUAAUAAUAAUAAUACGCCGUGUAAUAAAAAUAAAAAUUAUUUAAAUAAUAAUAAUAAUAGUAACAAUAAUAAUAACAAUAAUAGUACCCCUAAUAAUAACAAUAAUAAUAAUAGUUUAUUAAAUAAUAAUAAUAAUAACAAUGAAGAUAAUAAUAGUAGUAAUAACAAUAAUAAUAAUAAUUGUAGCAAUAAUAAUAAAUGUAAUAUUAAAUUAGACAAUGUAAUUAGUGGAAUUAAAACGAGUACUGUUAAUAAUCAUAUUAAAAAUGAUAAUAAUAAUAAUAAUAGUAUCAGUAAAAAUAAUAAUAGUUGUACGAAUAUUAGUAAUAAUGUUUUCCAUCAUCCACAUCCGUAUUCAAAACAUCAAUCGUCGAUUCAACAUCAUCAGUCAUCUAGGACGCAGCAACACCAGCAACAACAAAUAAACGAUUGUGAUAAUGAUGAUAUUAUCAUCGGGGAUAUCGGGAGCUUGGCUGGAGAUAAACCCGAUCCAGACACCAUAAAGAUGUUUGUAGGUCAGGUGCCUCAUGAUAUGGAGGAAAAUGAUUUGAGAACAAUGUUUGAGGAAUUUGGACGUGUUCACCAGAUCAAUGUUCUUAGAAAUAAGUACACUGGCACUCAUCAAGGUUGCUGUUUUGUAACGUUUUAUACACGAAGAGCGGCACUAGCGGCUCAAAAUGCACUUCACAAUAUAAAAACUUUUAACGGAAUGCACCGGCCCAUCCAAAUGAAGCCCGCGGACAGUGGUCACCGUAAUGAUCGGAAGCUAUUCGUUGGCAUGCUGUCAAAAAAAUACAGUGAAAAUGAUGUAAGAAAUAUGUUUGACGUUUAUGGUGCAAUUGAAGAAUGCUCGGUACUGAGGGAUAAUAGUACUGGGCAAAGCAGAGGAUGUGCCUUUGUUACAUUUGCAACUAAACAGCAUGCCAUUAAUGCUAUUAAAGCACUACAUCAUUCGCGUACAAUGGAGGGUUGUUCAUCGCCAUUGGUCGUUAAAUUUGCUGAUACCCAAAAAGAAAAAGAUCAAAAACGAUUGCAACAGUACCAAGCAAAUUUAUGGAACAUCGCGGGUACCGUUGGUAUGCCAGCGCCUCAUUAUUUAACGAACAAUGAUACUCAUGCAUUGGCAUCCGCACAAUUACUUCAACAGCUACAAACAACCCUGACACCGGGUGUUGGACCCUCAGCUGUAGCUUGUCCUACUGGCGCAAGCAAUCCCGCAGCAAUGAGCACCGUACAGCAUCAACUGCUUAUUCAACAGCAUCUUGGACUAAACGGUGCAGCGGCGGUAACUCCUCAGGGUGUCGCAAGUCUCCCAGAAAUGACCCAGAGUCAUCUCCAAGGACUAGCAACUCUGGCAACACUCGGCGGUGCCAAUACUGGUGAAUACAUCGGAGAUUUUGUUUAUCUUACAGCUAAUCCCGUUGGUGUUACCUCACCCAUGAGUAUGCAAGAUCUGAUGGCACUUGCAUCGAUGACUAAUGCUGCUAAUAUUCAAGUACCUUCUGGCACCUUGGGUGGAUUAGUUAAUUCACAAGGAAGUCUUACUCAGUGGCCAACAGCAACGCAAGUUACUAAUAAUGGAACUGCAGUCAGUAAUGCUAAUGGAUUUAGUCCUGUAUCACUUACGCUUAAUUCUCUGGCUGGAACAGCAUCGUUAAGUGCUGGUGCUAAUGGUGCUGGCACCCUUCAAGAUACAUUGUCCAGUGCUUACUCAAGUUUACAACAAUAUGCAGCUCUCAUUGGAAAAACUGUGACUACAAGUACAAGUACUUCAUCAAGUGUACAAGAGAAUAAGAAAGGAUUAAAACAUAGAUUUUCGACGCUGCCAACAACUGGACAGACUGGAACAACAACUGGUAAUUCAUCAGUUGCAUCUGCUGUUGCUGCAGCAGCAUUGGCAGCACAGCAACAAGCUAUGAUUAUAAAUGCUGCUGGAAAACAAAUCGAGGGCCCUGAGGGCUGUAAUUUAUUUAUUUAUCAUUUACCCCAAGACUUUACGGAUUUUGAUCUUGCGUCCACUUUUGUACCUUUUGGUAACAUGCUGUCUGCUAAAGUUGUCGUUGAUCUCAAGACAAAUACCAGUCGUUGCUUUGGUUUUGUAUCGUAUGACAAUCCAGCAAGUGCAGCAGCAGCUAUUCAAACAAUGAAUGGUUUUCACAUAGGCGCUAAGAGACUUAAAGUUGAACAUAAACGAGCCAAAGAAGCUGCCAAACCGUAUUAACAGGGUGCUAAAAAAGGCGCAGUUUUGUAGCAGGUGCAGGCCUGUGACGUUGUGGCCGGAAUAUUACUGUGUGCCAUACCAUGUCUAUCUCGCAAAUAAAAAUUACACACAAACACACACAUACACAUACACUUGAUAUAUAUUUAUAUAUAUAAAUAUAAAAAUAAAGAAAAAAUAUAUAUAUAUAUAUAUAUAUAUAUAUAUAUAUAUAUUUGAUCACAGUAUGUCGUUUUGUCGCGUGGUGCCUGUGUGUGUAAUUUACAAAUUUUUAAAAAACAAAAAAAAACAAAACCAACUGAUCCCAAAUAUCCUUAAAACCAAAUCCUCUAUCUUUUAAAAAACAUUUUUUUUUUUUCAAACCUUUUUUUUAUAAAAAAAAAAUUCAAAUUACAAGCACGUUAAUUUUCUGCUUAUUAAUUUUUGUUGCUUAUAAACUUUUUUUUUUAGUUUAUUUUUGUUUUUAAAUUUAUCGCUUUAUUUUUUCUAAGGGGUCGAUAAGGGUUGAUUAUAAAUUGUCAUUUUUUCUCUUUGAAAACUAUUGAAUAUUUUUAAAAACAUUUUUUUGUUAAUUUUUGAAUGAAAAGGACACUUUCCUUAAAGUUUUCAAAGAAAAAUCAAGUAAAUCGAUUGAUAAUUAUCCGAGUUAUCGAUUUUUAAAGUUGGCGAACAUCGAAAAUUUUUUUUCCAUAUUUUCCAACAAUUUCUUUCAAUAGCUCAAAAACUUAUUAACCGAUUUAUUUAAUUUGUUUUUUAAAUCUUUAGAAAGACGUCCUCUAACUGCCAAAGUAAAAAAAUUAAAAAAAAAGAAUUUAUUUAAAACUCUUCAAGGCAAUUUAAAAAAAAUUUGAUGUUAAUUCAAAAAAAAAAUCAACCCUUCCGUACUGAUCCCCAAUUUAUUUUAUUACAAUUUAUUAUUUAUAUGAGUCCCCUCCAAACACACACGUCUUAAAUUUUGUCAACGUCAAAACAAAUGAUUUAAAAAAAAAAAAUAAAAUAAGUAAAUCGCAACGCACCGCAAUCUCUCUUCGUCUCGUCAAUUACAAAAUUAAGGAUGUGGAAGAGAAGCUUGUUAAAAAAAAAAACAACAACAACAAACAAAACCAAAACGAACUAUUUACUAUUUAAUACCAGACGCACUCAUUAACAUGUCUAAUUAAAUUAGUUAAGGAAAAUUAAUUUAAUUAAUUAAUUACGAAAAAAAUAUAUUAUUAAUGAAAUGAAAUUAAUUGUAAGGGGAUUACGCCUUUUUGUUGUGUCAAUUAUGUCUUAAUUUUUUUUUUGUGUUGUUAAUAGGCAAAUUUUUUUUUUUUGUUGUAUUCUCACGUAUUUUUUUAUACUUUACAAAUAUUAAUUUAAAAAAAAUAUAUAAAAACGUACACUUGUUUGCUGUACGUUAUUUUAAACUGAAAAGACGUGAGAAAAUUCUAAAAAAAAAACUAUUAAGUAAAAAAAAAGUACAUUAAUAAAAUUAAUUAAUAAUAAUAAAAUAUAUAUUAUAUUAAAUAAAAAAAAUAUAUAUAUAUAUCUUUAAUCAAUAUAUAUUAGCCAAAUUAUAUAAACUAAAGAAAAUAAAGAAUUUAUCAAAAUUUACCAAAAUAAUACAGUAUUUUGACAGGUUUAUUUAAAAUCAUUUAGUUUAUAUAUAUAUAUAUAAAAAAAGAAAGAAAAAAAAAUAAUAAAUAUUUAAUAAUUUUAUAAUUUUUUUCUUUAUAAAAUACUUACUAUAUAUGACUAAUAUAUAUUAUAUAUUUAUUUAUAUAUAUAUUAAACAUAUAUAUAUGUAUAAUAGUCGAAGUAAAGAUAACAAAAUAAAUAAUUAAUUGCGUGCGGGUGAAAUACCAAAGACUUGAUAGCACGAUUGAUUUGUGUGAUACAAUAAUUAACGCACUUUGACUUAAAAAAAAUACAAAUAACUAAAUAAAUUAAUAAUAAUAUUGAUAAUAUUAAUAAUUAAAACCCCUCCCAUAUAUCCAAGCACAAAUUAAUUUAUAAAUAAACUAAAUUAAUUUGUCAUUGUCGCUUGGGGAAAGUAUUACAUAAUAGUUAAUUAAAAAAAAGUAACUAAAUGAAUUAAAAUUAAUUAAUUAAUUGAUGUAUUUUUUUUUUUUUUUGUUUAAACUAGUUAUUGUUUAUUGUUUAAAAGAAAUAUGUUGGUAGACUUAAGCGUCCAAAGUUUAAGCAUUUCAAUGCAGUCCAUUGAUGUAUUAAUUAAAUUGUUUCAUUUGUUUUAUUACUAUUAUUUCGUUAUAUUUGUUUUAUUUUAAAGAGUUACCUUUGUAGAAAGAGAUAUAGUACUCGUAAUUUUAUAGACUAUUUGAGAUUUAUGUUUAAUAGAAGCUAUCUGAUCGAUGUGUGAUUGUUUAACCGUUUAUGAUGCUUAUAUGACAUGUUAAGUGUUUUAAAUGAAGAUUUAUAUGAUUAUAAGUUUAUAUCUAAAUGUUUUUUUAUGUAUCUGAUUCAGAAUUUAAUGAACUUCAGAUAUUUUUAAUCGUAUAUGAUGUUAUAUGAUGGAGAAAAAAAAUUUUCCAAGUGGGCGGUGUUCGUAAUUCGAUAGAUUUCUUGAAUUUUUUUUAGAAUUAAUGUUAUCUGAUUGGUAUCUGACUAUUUUUAAGUUUUUUAACUGUAUAUGAUGCUUAUAUGACACGCUAAAUAUUUUAAAUGCAUUUUAAUAAAAUUUUAUUUGAGGAUGUGUUCAUACAUAUUUAUAUUGGUUUGUAAUGAUCAGAUAUCAUAUAUGCAUCAUGUACGGAUAUCUGAUAAAUAUUCACUAUUUUAUAUGAAUAUCAUAUACGGUUUCAUAAUCUGCCAAAGUGUAUGAAUCGAUCAUAUAUGAUGCUUAUAGAGCAAAAAUUUUAUUCAAAAAUCAUAUAAACUCAUAUAUGGUUAUAUCUGAUUAAAUGAGUGCUAUUUAUGUCAUAUAUGUGCUAUUUGUGUCUAUAAAAAAUAAGUAACAGAUUUCAGAAUUACGUUUGUAUAUGAAUCAUAUACAAAUAUCUGAUGCAUAUAUAUUAUAUAUUAAUAUCAAAUAUGGUUUUAUAAAAUUUUAUAAUCUGCCAAAUGUGAAUAUUAUACGACUAUGGAUUAUAUGUCAUAUAUGAUUAAAAUAACAGAUAAUAUAUAAAUGUAUCAGAUAUGAGUAAUAUGAUAAUACUAAUUAAAAACAUUAUUGAUCAGAUAUUAAUUUUAAAUUUUUCUAGCUCAAUUUCUUAUUUUUUUUUAUUAUCAUAUAUUUAUCUGAUACAGUUUAGUUUAUAUAAUCACAUAAUUUAUGAAAAAUAUAUGAUAACAAAAUCAAUUAGAUAAAACAUGAUUUUCUUAAUAUCACUUUUUCUUUUAAAUAUAAUUAUCAUGUAUAGAUCAGAUAUAAAUAUUUACACAAUCAUAUAUGUAUCAGAUAUAGUUGAUUUAUGAUAAAUUAUUGAAAAUAACUAUAUCUGAUAAAUAUAUUAAAUACAGUAUUUUGUAUUGUCACUUUAUCGUUAUAUUUCGUUAUAAUUACUCAUCAUAUACCUAUCGGAUACGGUUUAUUUAUCUGAAAUUAUUAAAUAUAACAAUAUCUGAUAAAUCUAUCAGAUACAAUAUUUUGUAUUGUCAUUUUUUGUCGUUCUAUAUUUUAAAAGUAUCAUCAUAUAUGUAUCAGAUACGGUUUAAUUAUAGUCAAUUACAGAAAAAAAAUAUCUGAUAAAUCGAUCAGCUAUCUCGUGAUUAAAAGUUUUUUUUUUUUUUUUAAUAUACAUGCGCUUUUUUUUCUAAUUACAAAUACUAAAAUUUUUUAUUAAAUUAAUUAAUUAAAUAAAUAAUAAAAUUACAUAGAUUAAAUUAACACAAAAAAUUAAUUUUUUAUAAUAAACAUUUUAAGUAAUUGAAUUAUUUAUUUAAUUAUUAAUUAAAAAUUUUAUUAAUUAUCAUUGAUAUUGAUAAACUAAAUUUAAAAAAAAAAAAAAAAAAAAGAAAAAAAACUAUACCAUAGAAUUUAAACAAAACCGCCCAUAUCGAUAUAAAUAUAUAUAAAGAAAAAAAAAUUAACUAAAAUAUGAAAAUGUUUUUUUAAACGGGAGGGGGUAACAAAAUAUGCGAGUGAAUAAUUUUAAAAAAAAUAUAUAAAUAAAAAUAAUGGCCAUUUUACAUGAUAAAUUAUAUAAAUAUAUAUAUAUACAAAAAAAAAUAAAUAUAAUUAAAUUAUAACAAGAAAUAACAAAUACAAAUUAAAUAAAAAAAAAAUAUAUAUAGCGUUAGUAAAUUACUAACAAAAAUUAAUGAGAAAAAAAACAUUAUUAGUGCGAUUGAUAAACAAAAACAAAAACACUGUCCUAUAUGCUUUUUACGCGGUGUGGUACCUAAUAAAUUACCUCAAUAGUAAUGAGAAAAUUAUAAGUCAUAUACAUAAAAAAAAAAAAAAAUAA